Drosophila novamexicana is the source of this 1200-nucleotide messenger RNA. It is a transcript of the gene Sgs4, whose product is annotated as extensin. NCBI's taxonomy places the organism in Eukaryota, Metazoa, Arthropoda, Insecta, Diptera, Drosophilidae. Bases 1 to 1200 code for a protein of 399 amino acids. The transcript has 3 exons. The record is from RefSeq and is a predicted model, not a curated record.
AUGUCCUACGACAACGACGCCGUGUCCUACGACAACGACGCCGUGUCCUACGACAACGACGCCGUGUCCUACGACAACGACGCCGUGUCCUACGACAACGACGCCAUGUCCUACGACAACAACACGGUGUCCAACGACCACAAAGAAACCGUGAAGCCGACUCCUCCAACAGAGAAACCGACAAAACCACCGACGAAGAAGCCCACUCCUACGACAGAAAAACCAUGUGAAACAACCAGGAAGCCGACUCCUCCAACAGAGAAACCGACAAAACCACCGACGAAGAAGCCGACUCCUCCAACAGAGAAACCGACAAAACCACCGACGAAGAAGCCGACUCCUCCAACAGAGAAACCGACAAAACCACCGACAAAGAAGCCCACUCCUACGACAGAGAAACCAUGUGAAACGACAAAGAAGCCGACUCCUCCAACAGAGAAACCGACAAACCCACCGACAAAGAAGCCGACUCCUCCAACAGAGAAACCGACAAAACCACCGACAAAGAAGCCGACUCCUCCAACAGAGAAACCGACAAACCCACCGACAAAGAAGCCGACUCCUCCAACAGAGAAACCAUGUGAAACGACAAAGAAGCCGACUCCUCCAACAGAGAAACCGACAAAACCACCGACAAAGAAGCCGACUCCUCCAACAGAGAAACCGACAAACCCACCGACAAAGAAGCCCACUCCUACGACAGAGAAACCAUGUGAAACGACAAAGAAGCCCACUCCUCCAACAGAGAAACCGACAAACCCACCGACUAAGAAGCCCACUCCUACGACAGAAAAACCAUGUGAAACGACCAAGAAGCCCACUCCUCCAACAGAGAAACCGACAAACCCACCGACACAGAAGCCGACUCCUCCAACAGAGAAACCGACAAACCCACCGACAAAGAAGCCCACUCCUCCAACAGAGAAACCGACAAACCCACCGACAAAGAAGCCCACUCCUCCAACAAAGAAACCAUGUAAAACGACGAAGAAGCCAAGACCACCGACUAAGAAACCAUCCCCAUCAUACAACAAAGAAACCGUGUGGAACGACAAGGAAGCAGCACCAUACCACAAAGAAACCGUGUGCACCGACGAAGAAACCGAAUCCUACCCCGAAGAAACCGUGCGCUACAACGAAGAAGCCGUGUGCCCCGACGAAGAAACCGUGUGGUCCGACAAAGAAACCCCAGAAACCUAA